UUAAGGAUCUCGACCGGCUGUUUUCAUUUUUCUUUUCGGCUGAUAUCAGUUAGUUAUCGAAUGGUUCCCAUGUGUGCCGGUCGUUUUCUGCUCAAGCCUUGGUUUACGCUUAUACGUAGCAGUGCAAUAACAAGAAAGUGCAGCAGCAUGGGUGAAGCACAAGGAUUGACCGAUAAGGAGGCCAAGGAACUUCUGAAACUUCCGGAUGCCGAAACGAAGGAUUUCCUGUUCCAACAAACCAUGUACCGCAUUAAGGAUCCUCGUGCAUCCAUUCCGUUCUACAAUGAGGUACUGGGAAUGAACUUGCUGUGCAAAUUGGAUUUCCCCGAGGCCAAGUUUUCGCUUUACUUUAUGGGUUACGAAGACAUUGUCGAUCAGCCAACGGAUAAGAAAGAGUGCAUUCGAUGGGCGAUGAGCAGGAAAGCAACCCUGGAACUUACCCAUAACUGGGGCACGGAAACGGAUCCGGAUCAGAAGUAUCACAACGGAAAUGCGGAACCUCGUGGGUACGGGCACAUCGGUAUCAUGGUGCCGGAUGUGACCAAAGCUUGUGCCCGGUUUGAUAAGCUGGGUGUAGAAUACGUUAAACGUCCGGAGGAUGGCCGCAUGAAGGGAUUGGCGUUCAUCAAGGAUCCCGACGGUUAUUGGAUUGAAAUUUUCAACGCUAACAAGGUGUGUUAAGAACAAUGUUUUUUCUUCUUUGCUAUAAUUCUGUUCUUAUCAUAUAAGAAAUGAAAGUCACGUUAAUGGAAAGUGUCUUACUAUUGUUGGAACAAAAUUUACACGUUCGCAAAUGUUUACCUAAACUUUAAAAGGUUUAUAAAUAUAAAAUAAAUUUUGAAAA
Messenger RNA from Uranotaenia lowii, 844 nucleotides. RefSeq names its product lactoylglutathione lyase (gene Glo1). NCBI's taxonomy places the organism in Eukaryota, Metazoa, Arthropoda, Insecta, Diptera, Culicidae. The record is from RefSeq and is a predicted model, not a curated record. Bases 61 to 681 code for a protein of 206 amino acids. Gene Ontology annotation, molecular function: lactoylglutathione lyase activity; metal ion binding. The transcript has 5 exons.